This is a messenger RNA of Daldinia decipiens, 3630 nucleotides long. Its product is annotated as Rho GTPase activation protein. Bases 1 to 3630 code for a protein of 1209 amino acids. The transcript has a single exon. The record is from RefSeq and is a predicted model, not a curated record. NCBI's taxonomy places the organism in Eukaryota, Fungi, Ascomycota, Sordariomycetes, Xylariales, Hypoxylaceae. Gene Ontology annotation, biological process: regulation of GTPase activity.
AUGCAGGGCAAUAGUAUUCGGGCGGCUACGCCUGAGCUAUGUGAGAAUGGCGGGGCUACGGACACGAGCAGCAUUGUACAGGCGACCCAGGAAUCUGGUAGCGCUUCGCCUAGAUCUAUACCCGGCGGAGAAAGGAGGAGACGGGGUGUUGUGUUUAACGAAGCAUAUGACGAUUCUUUGGAUAAUACCUCCUCUAGUCUGCCGUCGCAGAAUCAAAAGGCAGCUCUCAGACCACGCACGCAUACUAUGGAUGGAGCGGUAGCACUGCGACAAGAAACCACAUCUCCUUCCACAACCGAUAGCAGGCAUCGACCAGGAUCUUUCUCGUCAUCGGGCUCUCAAGCAGUUAUAGAUAUCGAAGUUCGUCCCCCGCCGACUGUGCUUGAGUCUGUUGGCUAUCCAUCAGUCGCGCCGACUAGGCCCCCGGAUUUAAAAAUCACCUCAUUAUCAAGCAAGGACAAAAAGCCUUCUAACCGGCGCCUAAUAAAACGCGGCUCUUCUCGUCCUACUUCUCCUCCAGUAUCACCGCCACCCUCCGUUGAUUCACUGUCACUCCCGAUCCCUACGAACGAUGCGAACAAAAUUCUCUUGCUCAUGAAAACUUUGGCCGGUCGCAUGAGAGGUGAAAUCGAGUAUCAGGCCGAGACAAACGGCCCCUGGUACGGUGGAACGGCUUGGGUUGAUGAAGAUAGAGGCAGCUUAUAUUUUGAUUCGGGCCAGAACGGACAGUUUCCUAUUCCCUUAGUUACUGACCUUCGAGGGUGCAGGGUUGUGCCCGUUGACGGUCUAGAUGACAAAGGAAAGAGCCUAGAAAUUUUAAACAAUAAGAUGGGUGUCGAGCUUUUCUUACGGCCUCUCCCACCUGCGGAAUUCGACUUGUGGCUCGCUAGUCUACUAUGUUGGCAGCAGCUUCGCCCCACUACAGUAAGAUUCGCCAACGGCAGAAGCGCUAGUUCACCCGGGUCCGUUCGACCGGAUAUGAAGAGGCGAGGAUCUGUAGCCGUAGGUGGCUCGUCCUCGAAAGAUGCGGCUAUCAUCAAGGUCGGUAAGGUGAUGCUGUGGGACAAAGGCACCGCAACGUCACCGCGUGCAAUCGUGAAACGACCAUCUACCCGAGAUCUCCGUUCGGGUUCGACGUCGUGGAGGAGAGUGUCUUGCAUCCUACAAGAUAAUGGCGAAUUCAAAUUGAUGACAGAGAAUGACGUGGCAGUACUUUCUAUCAUCGAGCUGCCACAGCUCUCCCGUUGUGCUAUACAGCAAUUGGAUAGGUCUGUCUUAGACGAAGAAUAUUGCAUAGCAAUCUUCCCGAUCUACUCAUCUACUUCCAAGCAGCUUUCGAUAUUCCGACCUGUAUAUCUCGCUCUAGAUUCUAGGGUUCUCUUUGAGGUCUGGUUUGUACUCUUACGAGCGUUUGCUGUGCCUGAUCUAUACGGUCUUGAAACGUCUACAGAUCAGGUGGUUGAAAUACGAGACUUCGAGAAAGAAUUUCAAGGACAGCUGUUUCGCCUGGAGAAAACCGUUCAAAUCAGAGUUACCGAGGCAAAAAUAAGAAAAGCUACUCCGGGUCCAGAGCAUUACGACCGCCAUUCCAAAGAACGAGAUCCUUUAACAGGGAAUUACCUUGCCGAAGUAAUAUUAGAUGGCGAAAUUCGAUCCCGCACGACAACGCAGACCGAUACGAAGAACCCAUUCUGGCGGGAGUUUGCCCAGUUUACCGAAUUACCUACGACAUUACCGUAUUUAUCUAUUAUUCUAAAACGACUUGAUGGAAAUUUGGAAAGUUUGAGUCAUCAGCUACAAGCGUCUUUAGGUAUUCCUAAGACUGGCAAUAUGACGGAAGUUAUAUGUGGAGCGGUGGAUAUACCCUUGGAAAAGUUGGAACGUGCAAAGGAUCAUGAGCAAUGGUUUCAAAUUUAUGAUGAGAAGCAGGAGUCUAUUGGGAGCAUGUUUGUCAAAGUUAAUCAUGAUGAACUGGUUGUUCUUGGAACGAAAGAUUAUGAGCCGUUAUCUGAACUUCUCCACAAGUUCAGCGUUGGGCUGACAAGCCAAAUCGCCCUAGCUAUACCGUCCUCCAUGCGUCGGCUCGCAGAACUGCUCUUGAAUAUUUACCAGGUAUCUGGAAGUACCAGUGAAUGGCUCAUGGCUCUCGUUGAAGAAGAGAUAGACGGAAUUGGAAGCCAGAACAAUAUGAAGAGGUUACGCUUCAGCCGACGACUCAAGUCAACCGAUUCUUCAAAUUCUGCGGGCGACAGGGACCUGCUUGUCCGCGAUAUGAAAACCUUAGCUGGAGAGGCCAAUCUCCUCUUUCGGGGCAACUCUCUGCUCACUCAAGCUUUAGAGUUCCAUAUGCGCCGGCUAGGAAAGGAAUUCUUGGAGGAUAUCCUGGCGGACAAGAUUUUUGAGAUCAAUGAGCUAAAUCCGGAUUGCGAGGUAGACCCGAGCAGAAUCCAUCAUAACGAUGAGAUGCAACAACACUGGGGUUUGUUGGUACAACUGACGACCGAGGUGUGGGGGUGUAUCGCUGAUUCCGCAACAAAACUGCCGUUUGAGCUCCGGCAAAUCCUCAAGUAUGUCCGAGCUGUCGCGGAAGAUCGGUACGGCGACUUUCUUCGCACUGUUACCUACACAAGUGUAUCAGGAUUCUUGUUUCUUCGGUUUAUUUGUCCAGCAAUCCUAAAUCCCAAGCUCUUCGGGCUCUUACGAGACAAUCCACGAAGUCGGGCCCAACGAACACUAACGCUUAUAGCGAAAGGACUUCAAGCUCUGGCGAACUUGUCCACGUUCGGCAAGAAAGAAAGCUGGAUGGAGCCUAUGAACAGAUUCUUAGGUAUUCAUAGGCAACCUUUCAAAGAUUAUAUUGACCAAACGUGUUCGAUACCAACUGAGCGUAGUAUCUUCACCGUCCCUGCCUCGUAUUCUACUCCUGUCACAAUCCUCGGUCGCCUAUCUCCGACAUCUCGAGAGGGCUUCCCUUCUCUACCGUACCUCAUCGACCAUCCUAGGAAUUUUGCAGCUUUGGUCAAACUCUGGCUCGAGUCUAGUCACAAAUCUACAUUUACAGAUCCUGCGGAUUUCGAUGCCGAACUAGCAGAAUUCCACAUAAUAUGUUUGGACCUUCAAAGACGUUCUGAUGAGUGCCUCGCUAGAGUCGAAGCACUUCGCGCGUCUGAGAACGAAUCGGUAGAUACGGAUGAACUAACCGAGACUUUAGAAAAGACGACUCUUUUAGAGGCAGUCAACGUAGCAUACGGAAAUUCAACACCAUGGUACGACAAUGACUCGUACCACCCCCCAGGUUCGUCUGGAAGCGAGCCGGAUGGUAGUGACCGUUCGGGCUUCCGGAGCUUUGGAAGAGAAAGCAGAGUCCUUCGUCACGUGUCUGAUAAUAUAGAGAUGUCGACUUCAAACACCAUACGGGCGAAGCAUGGGAAAAAUCCUCGCAGCUUUCUACACAGCUUAAUAAGCGGUAAGAGGGAUAAAGAAAAGAGGAAGGAGAGGGAAAGGGAAAAGGAGCUGGCCGGUUCAUCGACAGCACAGGAGAAGAGUAGAGAUAAGGAGGAGAGAAGUAGUAAGGGUAUCCUCAGCACCUUCUCAGAAUCUUGGCAGAGCGACGUGAGCUCAAGGCACUAG